Molecule: messenger RNA, 336 nt
Organism: Cyclocybe aegerita
Lineage: Eukaryota; Fungi; Basidiomycota; Agaricomycetes; Agaricales; Hemipholiotaceae
Source: the annotation of a GenBank genome assembly
AUGAGUCAAUACGUUCAUGUUCCAAAAUCUGAGCUCGACGAAGCUCAACUGCGUCAACUUGAAGAACAUGAGAUCUCGCAGGGGCCGCUCUCAGUAUUGCAGCAAGCCGUACGAAACCACGCGCAGGUCCUGAUUUCCCUUCGCAAUAACAAGAAGCUGCUUGCUCGCGUGAAAGCUUUUGAUAGGCACAGCAAUAUGGUAUUGGAAAAUGUUAAGGAGAUGUGGACGGAAAUGCCCAAAGGCAAGAACAAGAAGCCAGUGAACAAGGAUCGCUUCAUCAGCAAGAUGUUUCUAAGAGGUGAUUCUGUAAUUCUCAUUUUGAGAAAUCAAGCCUAG